This is a messenger RNA of Suillus discolor, 967 nucleotides long. Its product is annotated as alpha beta-hydrolase. The transcript has 7 exons. Gene Ontology annotation, molecular function: lipase activity. The record is from RefSeq and is a predicted model, not a curated record. Gene Ontology annotation, cellular component: membrane. Lineage: Eukaryota; Fungi; Basidiomycota; Agaricomycetes; Boletales; Suillaceae. Bases 8 to 931 code for a protein of 307 amino acids.
GCAGAUCAUGUCAGCUUUCUUGGAAUCAUGGCUAGUUGGUCCACAGCAUACACAAUUCUAUACUCGCACGUACCGGCCAGCUUCCUCCGCAAAAGCUGUUGUAAUUUUUGUGCACGGUUUCAUUGAGCACAUUGCUCGGUACGAGCAUGUAUUCCCUACUUGGUCCGCGCGCGACAUAGCUGUCUUCGCCUAUGACCAGCGCGGCUUUGGAAGGACGGCCUUAGACAUGGAGGAGAAGAGCAAGGAUAGUUCGUAUGCGAAGACGAGCUGGAAGGAACAAUUUCAAGACAUCGAGUGGGCUAUAAACCAUGCCAAGAGCGAGUUCGGCUCCAUUCCCGUGUUUCUGUAUGGGCAUUCAAUGGGUGGAGCAUUGGUACUUGCAUUUUGCACCAGGGCAAGUAGUCCCCCUGCAAGGGAAACAGUAACAGGCCUGGCGGGCGUGAUUUCUACUAGCCCCCUCAUCCUUCAAGCGAAGCCAGCUGCUAAAGCAGCAAGAUGGAUAGGUGGCAAGGCCAGCCUGGUAGCUCCAUGGCUCACUAUUCCAUCUGACGUCAAGGGUCAGAAUUUGUCGCAUGACAAGACUGUCGGUGAGGAAUAUGCGAAGGAUCCUUUGGUUAAGCAAGUUGGGUCGCUUCGCGGAGUAAGCGACAUGUUAGACGGGGGCGAGCAUCUCUUGCACACUGAUUACGCUCGUUGGCCUACAGACCUCCCUGUCCUCUUCAUACAUGGUUCGGAUGACAAGGUAACUUCUGCCAAAGCUUCUGAGCUGUUUCAUCAACGGGUACCCGCAAAAGAUAAGAAAAUAUCCAUUUACCAAGGUGGCUAUCACGAACUUCACAAUGAACCAGACGGUGUGAAGGAGAAACUCACCGAGGAGUGUAUUACCUGGGUGGAGGCACACCUGUAUUCUCACAUUUCAUCCAGACUCUAAGGAUAUUACACAGCUUUUACUGCUUACUAUUUCGUC